This is a messenger RNA of Lentinula edodes (shiitake mushroom), 873 nucleotides long. RefSeq lists its product as uncharacterized. The record is from RefSeq and is a predicted model, not a curated record. The transcript is spliced from 10 exons. The annotation marks the transcript as partial. NCBI's taxonomy places the organism in Eukaryota, Fungi, Basidiomycota, Agaricomycetes, Agaricales, Omphalotaceae.
UCACCGCGUAAAAGACGCCGUAAAGCAAAUAAAGACGACGAAGAGGAUGACUUUGAUCUGAAGGAGGGACAGGAAGUCGUUGGAGAGGUCGUUCAAGCUCCCAAAACUGGACGAGUACCUCCUGGUCAAAUAUCCAAGAAUACUUUUGAUUUCUUGCAAAAACUUACGGACCCAGAAUGUAACGACCGGGAGUGGUACGCGUUCAAGUUGCAUGAGCCUGUAUACCGUCUCGCUGAGAAGGAAUUCAAGGAUUUUGUGGACGCAUUCACUGAAAUCCUGACAGAGGUCGACCCGCAUAUUCCUCCCCUACCACCCAAAGACGUAAUUCAUCGCAUUUACAGAGAUGUACGUUUCAGCAACGAUAAAACCCCUUACAAGAAGAACUUGUCUGGUAGCUUUUCCAGGAGCGGUAGGAAAGGAAUCUUUGCAUGUUUCAGUCCAGGCGGCGAAACCCUUCUUGCUGCCGGUACAUGGUGUCCAGGCAAAAACGAGCUUGCUACUAUCCGUUCGAACAUUGCUCGUUCAUCCGAUAGACUCAGACAUGUCAUCUCUGACCCUGAGUUUGUCAAGCUCUUCGGUGAACCAAAGCCGAUGAAAGAUGGAGGUCGCAGGAACAUCUUUGGUGCAGAGGAUGAGUUGAAAGUAGCGCCGAAGGGCUUUGCCAAGGACCACAAGGAUAUUGAUCUUCUCAAAUGUCGUACUUUUGCGGUUGUACAUCGUUUCAAGGAUUCUGAGGUACUCGCUCCCGACUUCAAGAACAAAUUAGGUGAAGUUGCAGCCGUGGUCCGACCGUUCGUGCACUGUCUAAAUGACUUGAUGACGUUACAAGAUAACGAUGGCGGCGACGACGACGAGGAUGGUGAUGAUGAGGAA